AUGACGACAGGCCUGAUGACGUGUACAGGCCUGAGACGUGGGCAUAUGCCUGACGACGUGGGCAUAGGCCUGACGUGUGGCAUAGGCCUGACGACGUGCGGCACAGGCCUGAUGCAAGACACACUGAAGGACUUCUUGGAUAGGAAGGAGAGGGGAGAGCUGAUGGUGCAGAAAACUGGGUUCCUCAAACAAAACAUCCUCAAACAGGUUAGCCUGUCUGUUUCUGUGGGAGGUGCAGUGUGUUUCGGUGAUGUUGUGAUGCUGGUGAAUGUGUGCGGAGACAACAGCUGCUCAGUCAGCAUCUACGCUGACCUGACCAACCUGGGGGAGGGGCCUAGUCCAGCCAUUCAGGCUCCCUGUGGGGUCAGUGGGGGGAGGAGUCUGCAGCCAUGCACACGCAACGCAUUCAUCAUCAGCAGUGUGGAUGGCAGUGCAGAGGGAGAGCCUCUGCGCUACAAUCAGAGUUUCGCCCUCAGAACAACUAGUGGCUUUGCUGGAGGGUUGUAUCUGACGAGUGACCACAAGACCUUCCAGAAGGUGAUUGCUAUUUUUUUUCAUUGAAGGACUGACCCUUAACAGACAUGAAUCCCUGA
This is a messenger RNA of Oncorhynchus nerka (sockeye salmon), 593 nucleotides long. Its product is annotated as cilia- and flagella-associated protein 161-like. Gene Ontology annotation, cellular component: motile cilium. NCBI's taxonomy places the organism in Eukaryota, Metazoa, Chordata, Actinopteri, Salmoniformes, Salmonidae. Gene Ontology annotation, biological process: cilium assembly. The record is from RefSeq and is a predicted model, not a curated record. Bases 1 to 561 code for a protein of 186 amino acids. The transcript has 6 exons.